UCACGGCUGCAGUGCCAGUGAAUGAUAGUGUCUAGAAAGGGUAUGUCCCUUCAGGAGAGAGGUGCCAAUGUCCAACCGGCCUAAUAACAAUCCAGGGGGGUCACUGCGACGUUCACAGAGGAACACUGCUGGGGCCCAGCCACAAGACGACGCAGUAGGAGGAAGGUCACACUUAGGGCAGGCAAAACAUAAGGCACAUAGCCCUCCUGAGAGUAGAAAAUCUAUUUCAAAGACACCCAAAGUGCAGUCUAAUACUACUUCUGAGCAGUCCAAGGGACACUUUUCUAAAAGAGGCUGUAGCUCAUCUGCUGUUAUAAUACCACAACAAGAAGAUCCAGAAAGAGUCAGUACUUCAGAAAAGCAAAAAACGGGGCAAGUGCCUAAGAAAGACAAUUCUCGAGGAGUUAAACGCAGUGCUAGUCCAGAUUACAACAGGACAAAUUCUCCUAGCUCUGCUAAAAAACCCAAAGCACUUCAGCACGCUGAAACAUCCUUGGAAACUAGCAAGCCACAUAGUAAAUCUAAGAAGAGACACUUAGACCAAGAACAACCCAAGUGUGCACAAUUGCCAUCAACAAGCAAGGCUCACACCAGAAAGGGUGGAGCUGCUGGUAGCUCCCGAAGUCAGAAAAGGAAAAGGACAGAGAGCCCGUCUUGUAUAAAGAGUGCUUCAGCAGCUGAAUCAACUGGCGCUGAAGAGAGGUCAGCAAAACCCUCCAAGCUGGCUUCAAAAUCGGUGACCUCAGCCAAAGCUGGGUGUAGCACCAUCACUGAUUCCUCCUCUUCAGCUUCCACGUCCUCCUCCUCUUCUGCUGUUGCCUCUGCUUCCUCCACUGUUCCUCAGGGUGCAAGAGUAAAACAGGGAAAGGACCAGAAUAAGGCUAGACGUUCCCGUUCUGCAUCCAGUCCCAGUCCGAGAAGGAGUAGCAGGGAUAAAGAACAGAGUAAAACAGGUGGCUCUUCAAAGUUUGACUGGGCUGCUCGCUUCAGCCCGAAAGUUAGCCUGCCUAAAACAAAACUGUCUCUACCAGGCUCUUCCAAGUCAGAGGCAUCAAAACCUGGACCUUCAGGACUGCAGGCAAAACUAGCAAGUCUACGAAAAUCUACAAAGAAGCGCAGUGAAUCACCACCUGCUGAGCUCCCCAGUUUGCGGCGGAGCACACGGCAAAAGACCACGGGCUCCUGUGCUAGCACCAGUCGGCGAGGCUCUGGCCUGGGCAAAAGAGGAGCAGCUGAAGCUCGCCGACAAGAGAAGAUGGCUGAUCCGGAUAACAACCAGGAUGGUGUUAACUCUUCAGCUGCACGUACAGAUGAGGCUCCCCAAGGGGCUGCAGCUUCUAGUUCAGUUGCUGGAGCCGUAGGUAUGACAACCUCUGGAGAAAGUGAGUCAGAUGACUCUGAGAUGGGAAGAUUACAAGCUCUGUUAGAGGCUAGGGGUCUUCCUCCUCACCUGUUUGGCCCUCUUGGUCCUCGGAUGUCGCAGCUCUUCCACAGGACAAUUGGAAGUGGAGCUAGUUCUAAAGCCCAACAGCUUCUACAAGGUCUCCAAGCCACUGAUGAAAGUCAGCAGCUGCAGGCAGUGAUUGAGAUGUGCCAGCUGUUGGUCAUGGGAAAUGAAGAAACAUUGGGAGGAUUUCCAGUCAAGAGUGUUGUACCUGCUUUGAUAACAUUGCUGCAGAUGGAGCACAACUUUGAUAUUAUGAACCAUGCUUGUCGGGCCUUAACAUACAUGAUGGAAGCACUUCCCAGAUCUUCUGCUGUAGUGGUAGAUGCAAUUCCUGUCUUCUUGGAAAAGCUGCAAGUUAUUCAGUGCAUUGAUGUGGCAGAGCAGGCACUGACGGCCCUGGAGAUGUUAUCACGACGACAUAGUAAAGCUAUUCUGCAGGCAGGUGGGUUGGCAGACUGCUUGCUGUAUCUGGAAUUCUUCAGCAUAAAUGCACAGAGGAACGCACUAGCUAUUGCUGCUAACUGCUGUCAGAGUAUAACGCCUGAUGAGUUUCACUUUGUGGCAGAUUCUUUGCCACUGCUUACGCAAAGGUUAACCCAUCAGGAUAAAAAGUCCGUUGAAAGCACUUGUCUCUGUUUUGCACGGCUAGUGGACAACUUCCAGCAUGAGGAGAACUUGCUCCAGCAGGUUGCUUCCAAGGACUUGUUAACAAAUAUCCAGCAACUCUUGGUAGUGACUCCUCCUAUCCUGAGCUCAGGAAUGUUCAUCAUGGUGGUGCGCAUGUUUUCCUUAAUGUGCUCCAAUUGCCCUACACUUGCAGUGCAACUUAUGAAGCAAAAUAUCGCAGAAACGCUUCACUUCCUCCUCUGUGGAGCCUCAAAUGGGAGUUGUCAAGAACAAAUUGACCUUGUUCCACGGAGUCCUCAAGAACUUUAUGAGCUUACUUCUCUUAUUUGUGAAUUGAUGCCUUGUCUGCCAAAAGAAGGAAUCUUUGCUGUUGAUACUAUGCUGAAGAAAGGAAAUGCACAAAAUACAGAUGGUGCAAUAUGGCAGUGGCGAGAUGACAGGGGUCUCUGGCAUCCCUAUAACAGGAUUGAUAGUCGAAUAAUAGAGGCAGCUCAUCAGGUUGGUGAGGAUGAGAUAAGCCUGUCAACGCUUGGGCGUGUCUAUACUAUUGACUUUAAUUCUAUGCAGCAAAUAAAUGAGGAUACUGGAACAGCACGUGCCAUUCAGCGAAAACCAAACCCUUUAGCCAAUACAAACACUAGUGGACAUUCAGAGUUGAAGAAGGAUGAUGCCCGAGCACAGCUAAUGAAGGAGGACCCAGAGCUGGCUAAAUCCUUUAUCAAGACAUUAUUUGGUGUUCUUUAUGAAGUAUAUAGUUCUUCAGCUGGACCUGCUGUUAGACACAAGUGCCUUAGAGCAAUUCUUAGGAUAAUUUAUUUUGCUGAUGCAGAGCUUCUGAAGGAUGUCCUGAAAAAUCAUGCUGUUUCAAGUCAUAUUGCCUCUAUGCUGUCGAGUCAAGACCUUAAGAUAGUAGUUGGAGCCCUUCAGAUGGCCGAGAUCUUAAUGCAAAAGUUACCUGACAUUUUUAGUGUUUACUUCAGAAGAGAAGGGGUGAUGCACCAAGUGAAAAACUUAGCAGAGUCUGAGGCUUUGCUGACAAGCCCCCCCAAAGUGUGCACUAAUGGAUCAGGAACGCUGAGCACCACUACAACGAUAAGCACUGGAACAGCCACUGCUGCCAGCAAUGCAGCUGCAGAUCUGGGCUCCCCCAGCCUACAGCACAGCAGGGAAGAUUCUCUGGAUCUGAGCCCGCAGGGACGACUGAGUGAUGUUCUAAAGAGAAAAAGGCUGCCAAAACGAGGGCCAAGGAGGCCAAAAUAUUCUCCUCCGAGAGAUGAUGAUAAAGUAGACAAUCAAGCUAAAAGCCCUACAACUACUCAAUCUCCUAAAUCUUCCUUCUUGGCAAGUUUAAAUCCUAAAACAUGGGGAAGAUUAAGCACACAGUCCAACAGUAAUAAUAUUGAACCAGCACGAACAGCAGGAGUUAGUGGUCUUGCAAGGGCUGCUUCCAAGGAUACCAUUUCCAAUAACAGAGAGAAAAUUAAGGGCUGGAUUAAGGAGCAAGCCCAUAAAUUUGUAGAACGCUAUUUUAGCUCUGAAAACAUGGAUGGAAGCAAUCCUGCACUAAAUGUACUACAGAGACUUUGCACUGCAACUGAACAACUCAACCUCCAGGUGGAUGGUGGAACAGAGUGCCUUGUAGAAAUCCGUAGCAUCGUCUCGGAGUCUGACGUCUCCUCAUUUGAAAUCCAACAUAGUGGAUUUGUGAAGCAACUGCUGCUUUAUUUGACAUCUAAAAGUGAGAAAGAUGUUGUAAGCAGAGAUAUCAGAUUGAAAAGAUUUCUUCAUGUGUUUUUUUCUUCUCCACUUCCUGGAGAAGAACCCCUCGGAAGAUUAGAGCCAUUAGAAAAUGCACCUUUGUUGGCAUUAGUCCACAAAAUGAACAAUUGCCUCAGUCAGAUGGAACAGUUUCCAGUCAAAGUGCAUGACUUCCCUAGUGGAAAUGGAACAGGGAGCAGAGGAUCUCAAGCUUUAAAAUUCUUCAACACACAUCAAUUAAAAUGCCAACUGCAAAGACAUCCAGACUGCGCUAAUGUGAAACAGUGGAAGGGUGGACCUGUGAAGAUUGAUCCUCUGGCUUUGGUACAGGCCAUUGAAAGAUACCUUGUAGUUAGAGGUUAUGGUAGAGUUAGGGAAGAUGAUGAAGAUAGCGAUGAUGACGGGUCAGAUGAAGAAAUAGAUGAAUCUUUGGCUGCUCAAUUCUUGAAUUCAGGUAAUGUGAGACAUAGGCUACAGUUUUACAUUGGGGAUCACUUGCUGCCAUAUAAUAUGACUGUGUAUCAAGCAGUCAGGCAGUACAGUUUACAAGCUGAGGAGGAGAGGGAAUCUACAGAUGAUGAAAGCAACCCCCUGGGAAGAGCUGGGAUUUGGACAAAAACACAUACCAUUUGGUACAAACCUGUGCGAGAGGAUGAAGACAGUAAUAAGGACUGUGUUGGUGGUAAAAGAGGAAGAGCACAGACUGCUCCUACAAAAACCUCCCCUAGAAAUUCUAAAAAGCAUGAUGAAUUGUGGCACGAUGGUGUAUGCCCUUCGGUAUUAAAUCCUUUAGAAGUUUACCUCAUAUCUACUCCACCUGAAAACAUAACAUUUGAGGAUCCAUCAUUAGAUGUUAUACUUCUUUUGAGAGUUUUACAUGCUAUCAGUCGAUACUGGUAUUAUUUGUAUGAUAAUGCAAUCUGCAAGGAGAUAAUUCCAACCUCAGAAUUUAUCAACAGCAAACUGACAGCAAAAGCAAACAGGCAGCUCCAGGACCCUUUGGUAAUCAUGACAGGAAAUAUACCCACUUGGCUGACAGAACUUGGAAAAACAUG
Messenger RNA from Tinamus guttatus (white-throated tinamou), 4887 nucleotides. Lineage: Eukaryota; Metazoa; Chordata; Aves; Tinamiformes; Tinamidae. The record is from RefSeq and is a predicted model, not a curated record.